AUGUCUUGGGCUCAAUUACCUUUAGAAAUAGUGUUACAAAUCAUUGAUAUUUUGGAUGUUGAUCUUAUUCAGUUUAGACUUGUCUGUCAGACUUGGUUUAGACACACCUAUGGCUUCCUUUAUAAACAAUUCAGAGUCACAUCGAAUGUGAUUGACUUUGUGAAUGCUUUGGCUACAUUGCCCUAUCGUCCAGGCGAAUUAGUAAAGAAAAUCACUUUUUCAGAUGAAUUUGUUGAAGUCGAUUUAGAUGGUCAACUGGCUACGAUUGUCAAGUCUAUUUUUCAUUAUUGUCCUAAUCUUGAACUCAUUUAUUACUCUACGCUUGCCCGUAGUUUGAUUUGGCCUUGUAUCAUUGAAGAGGCAAAUCACAUCAAAUGCUUAAGAAAAGUCAAAUAUUUAGGAGACCAUAUCUUUCCAGAACUCUGCAAGACAGAAGAAGAAACAGAAUUGUUGUAUGUCCAUGUUAUGUAUGCACUCACAAACAGUAUCAGCUCACUUUAUCUGUUUAACGAUGAUCCUCGAAGUUUGUUUCCUGUCUAUGAAGCAUUCAAAAAGAGACUCAAGCAUUUUAAAGCAUUGGAAAUGUUACACUUGCAUGGUUGUUUCACACUUGAAGAGUUAAACACGACCAUGGAUGACUGUCAGAUCAUGACAACACUCGUUAUUUACAGUGCAAUUGAUAGUAGUUGCCUCUAUAGACCUAUGUUGGCGGGUCAUAUCAAGCCACACACUCAACUGAAAUACCUACAAGUUCAUAGCUGUAGUUUACUGGAAAUCGUAUUAGCCUGUCAUUUCAAGACAUGA
Gilbertella persicaria is the source of this 804-nucleotide messenger RNA. RefSeq lists its product as uncharacterized. Gene Ontology annotation, molecular function: protein binding. Lineage: Eukaryota; Fungi; Mucoromycota; Mucoromycetes; Mucorales; Choanephoraceae. The transcript has 2 exons. The coding region runs from base 1 to 804 and encodes 267 amino acids. The record is from RefSeq and is a predicted model, not a curated record.